Messenger RNA from Polypterus senegalus (gray bichir), 7085 nucleotides. RefSeq names its product transmembrane protein 63C (gene tmem63c). Gene Ontology annotation, cellular component: plasma membrane. Bases 324 to 2849 code for a protein of 841 amino acids. Gene Ontology annotation, molecular function: calcium-activated cation channel activity. The record is from RefSeq and is a predicted model, not a curated record. The transcript has 25 exons. NCBI's taxonomy places the organism in Eukaryota, Metazoa, Chordata, Cladistia, Polypteriformes, Polypteridae.
CAGCCGCAGUGCUGAGAGCCCUUCUGCUCUGUGCCACUGAUUGAGAAGCCUGGGUUAAAAGGGGAAGACAGUCAGUGGUGAAGGUGGAAAAUAAAAACACAGUGAUCAGCACUGGGGACCCAAUGCAUCAGGUCUAUACUCUGCCGCACUUCAGAGGCUUUCAGCAUGAAGGAGGACAUUUCCUGGUCCACUGUGGAUUGCAUUUAUUCAGCUGUGUGAGCUUGUGAAUCAAGCCUCAUGUAUCUGACUAAUCCAGUCCUGCUUUUUGCACCAAACCGAAAAGUGUGAUGUCUUUAUGACCUUCAGCGUGCUUGCUUGAAUCAAUGGAAGACUUCUAUUCCUCUGACGCUCCAGCUGCAAAGACGCAUUUGGGCAGUCUGAAUUUCCUAAGUGCUCUGACGCCUGACAAUGACACUGUUGAGCAGUGUUACAGGGCCAGGUCCCGCAGCACGGUCCUUCAAGGCCUUCCCUUUGGUGGUGUCCCUACCGUGUUGGCACUCAACUUUAUCCUGUGGCUGGUUCUUCUUUUUGUGUUCUCCUGCCUUAGGAAAGCAGCUUGGGAUUAUGGACGGCUCGCCCUGCUCAUGGAUAAUGACAGCCGUGUCUCUCGCCGUCGCUGGAUGUCCUAUGACCUCACAUCCCUGUUUUAUGGAGAGCAGAGUGAGAAAGAGAAGUCACCUUCUGAGUCAAGUCCAUCAGAGGCAGAAAAUAAAGACUUGGGUUUCUGCUCAUGGCUGACGUCCAUUUAUCACAUGAAAGAUGAAGAGAUUCAAAGCAAGUGUGGGAUUGAUGCCAUCAUCUACCUCUCUUUCCAGAGGCACAUCCUGGUCCUAAUGGUUAUUGUGUGUGUGCUCUCCAUUGCUAUUGUCCUGCCCGUCAAUUUCUCUGGAAACCUUCUGGGGGACAGUCCUCAACAUUUUGGGAGAACAACAAUAGCAAACGUUCCAGCAGAGGACAAUUUACUCUGGUUACACAGUAUUUUUGCACUGUUGUAUUUCAUCAUCACUAUUCUCUGCAUGGCUCAUCACUCUGUUCAGCUCGAGUACAAAGAAGAUGAGAAGGUGGCUAGAACUCUAAUGAUCACCUCCAUUCCAAAAGAAAUUUCAGAUCCUGGACUCAUCACAAAACAUUUUCACGAGGCCUACCCCAGCUGCACUGUUACAGACGUUCAAUUUUGUUAUGAUGUCCGCAAGCUGAUGAAACUGGAUGGAGAAAGACGUAAAGCAAUGAAAGGACGUCUCUACUUCACUGCCAAGGCUCAGAAGGAGGGGAAGAUAAUGAUCAAAACUCACCCCUGUGCUCAGAUCUUCUGUUGUGACAUCUGUGGCUUUGAACAGGUGGAUGCUGAGCAGUAUUACAGUGAGCUGGAGGAGAAAUUGACAGAUGAGUUUAAUGCUGAGAAGAACCGCAUUACUCUAAAGCGCCUUGAGAUGGCCUUUGUCACCUUCCAGGAUGACAGGAUGACAGCUGUGAUUGUCAAAGAUUACAGUCAGACCCCUUGCCGCAGAAGUCUACAACAAUCUAGCAUUACAACUGUUGUCAAAUCCUACAAGUGGGGGGUGCAGUAUGCCCCAGCACCCAAUGACAUCAUCUGGGAGAACCUGUCAGUUCGUGGUACCAAGUGGUGGAUCCGCUGCAUCCUUGUGAACCUGUGCCUGUUUCUCCUUCUCUUCUUCCUUACUACACCUGCCAUCAUUGUCAACACUAUGGACAAGUUUAAUGUCACACGGCCAGUGGAGAGUCUCAGGAACCCCAUUGUGACACAGUUCUUCCCUACAUUAUUGCUUUGGGCCUUCUCUGUUCUUCUGCCAUUCAUUGUCUAUUAUUCUGCCUUCUUGGAGUCACAGUGGACCAGAUCCAAUGAGAAUCAGAUGACAAUGCACAAGUGCUACUUUUUCUUGGUUUUCAUGGUCAUCAUUCUGCCUUCCCUUGGCCUUUCAAGCUUGGAUUUGUUCUUUCGGUGGCUUUUUGACAAUAAGUUUCUUGAUGAGGCCGAUAUCAAGUUCCAGUGUGUGUUUCUGCCAGACAAUGGCGCUUUCUUCGUAAACUAUGUAAUCACAUCCAGUCUGAUCGGGACAGCCAUGGAGCUCCUCAGAAUCCCAGGCCUCCUAGUUUAUGCAACACGACUGUGUUUUGCUAAAUCUGAGGCAGAGCGCAUUCAUGUCAAAAGGAACCAAGCUUACGAGUUCCAGUUUGGUCUGGAGUACGCAUGGACUAUGUGCAUUUUUGCUGUGAGCAUGACUUAUAGUAUUACGUGUCCCAUCAUCGUCCCUUUCGGUCUCUUGUAUAUGAUCCUUAAGCACUUGGUGGAUCGAUACAACAUUUACUACGCUUAUGUGCCAACAAAGCUAAGCCAGCGCAUCCAUUCAGCAGCUAUUACCCAGGUGAUCGUGGCACCAAGUCUCUGCAUGUUCUGGCUGCUCUUCUUCUCGGUUCUGCGGUUAGGACCAGUUCGGCCCAUUACUCUCUUCACAUUUGUUGCGCUGGUUUUCUGUAUCACGUUCUCACUAUUUGGGUUUUGUCUGAGGAGAUUCCAGCCCAAGAAACCAGUCAGCUACCAGAUGUCAGAUCAGCACACAGAAGGUAUCUUUACUGAUACAGAGAGGUGCAGUGUCUCUUCCACACCCAACUCUAAUGUGUUUGUUGCUUCAGUACUUCAAGAACCAGAGCUGGGACUGACCCCUAUGGCUUCUCCAGCUCAUCACAGCUAUGGCACGAUGGGAAACAGGACUGAAGGUUCACGACACGAAGAGGAGAAUCAGCCUCAGACUUUUGAGACAGACCACAGAAGCAAACAGUACGACUAUUCUACAGAGCCAUUGGUUGAGAGUGAAAUCGGAUACCAGUAGCGAUGAUUGUAGACAACAGCACAGUAGGACAAAGAAAUUUUCUAUUCGCCCAGUGGCCUCUCCCAUGAAGACAAAUCUGCCAGUUGCUCUGAAAGGUCUUGGCGGAGCCUCAUUUUGCAUGGCACGCAGCCUGUAGCCACAGCCUUUGGAAAAUUGACCCCUGCAACACGGUCAAUUCAGCAAGUUAAGAUAUGGGCUUGAAUGAGUGAGCUGGGCAUCAUGUUUGAAGAUUUCCUGCAUUCUUAGAUAGCUUUCUUUUACGUUCAUGGAAAGGGAUUUCAUUUUUUACGCUUACUCUUGUCUUGCUUCUGUCCUGAGCAACCACUUCAGAGCUGCACCGACUGAAAUAGUGUCCACAGUAAAGGCCACCACUGCUUUAAAAGCGUGAGACCAGCUUCAUGUGUAACACUUCCUCCACACAGGCUGUUUGUGGGAGAGCUAAAAGUAUUCUGCAUUGAGACGGCUAAUCCACCAUUUUACAUCUGGAUUGGCCAAAGCAACACCAAUCUAAGACCUCCCCUGCACCGCACAUGAUAAAUAUGGAAGAGCCAAAAAGCAUGAAAUAACUUAAAUGUACAUCUUUGGAACAGUCAAAAAGUGAGCAUGCCAAGACUGAAACAGCCAAAAUAUCAAAAGAUAUGGAAGAGCCACCAGCAUGCCAUUCAAGAAAUACCCAUAUAUACACAUUAGCCACAAUCUACAUAUGGAAUGGCAAAGAGCAGUCUGAGACAUCCUCCCACACAGUAACUCUGGAAUAACUAAGCAGACACCAGCCUUCCCAUACCAUGUCCUGGUGGAGCUUAAAGCAUACUAGCUUUACCACCCCACUGCCCUACACUCCUUUUCUAAAGCAGAGUAUCCGUCUAAGAAAAUUGACCCUACUCCACAUCUGGGAGAGUUACAAGACACUAGAGUACCACAUGCCUAGAAUGCACAUUUGUAGAGAACCACACACACAUACAGAACCUUAAUACCAUGACUCUCACAAGUGCUGUUUACAUUUUCAGGAAAAAUGAACUGAACCUUAAUGAAAUGUUUGACUACUGGUCAAUCAGAGUCAUAAUCCUCAGAAACAAAUGGAAAAGGUUAAAGGAAAACUUGUUUUUGCAUUUUUGACUAUGUCUCUUUUUAAUAAUUAUGCAACAUGUCUAGGAUUACACGCUCACACAGUGCCUCACUGAUCCAGAAUUCUGAGUUUAGUUCUUCGAGCUCUUUGACUUAAUCCCACAUCUGAAAAACAUGUGAGAUGCUAAAGGUUUGCUGACAGCUCUGAAAUGGUGCCUGUAUGAACAUGUCCAUGUGUUCUUCAGUUGACUUUAUCCAUGUAAUCGAGAGAGCCAAUUCAGAAAAUGAGUUGUGUGUUAAUGUAAGUGGCUGAUGGAGACUUGCACAGAAGUAUCAAGAGAUAUCCAUCCAUUUUCUGAAGCUGCCUUUUCCAUUACAGAACAUCUUAGGGUGCACUUAAACCCACACACAUAUCAGGCAAAUGCAGAGUGACCUGUUAACCUAAGGGACAUGUAUGACAUGAUUUCAUAAUAUCUGGAGAAAAUUCAUGCGAAUGGUAAUCCAGACAGCAAUGGACCUCUGUCUCUUGGAGUUCAGACAACAGCUCUUGCCACCCAUGGUAACCAUUUCAAUAUGUGAUGACUGCAAAUUAUUUGAUCAUGUUUUGUGGAAUUAAUAUCAACAGAAGAUCACUUUGAAAUACGGAAGGAGAAGCAAUUAUUAUCAAAGCUUUUUUUCUUGCAUUUGCAAAUUAUUUUUCAUAUUCGAACUACUGCAUACAUUUUCUUUUGCUCCUAUGUAUUGAUGCUCUGGUCUUACAUUACCAUGAGGCCUGAGAAUCAUAUGGACAUAAGGAACAAUUCUCCGUUUUGUUGGACACUGCACUCAACAUGAACAGGCCUGUGAUUUAAUUUUCAAAACGAUAAUGAAAAAUUCAUAAACUCCUCCUUUUCUGGAAUUUAGUUCCAAAUGCCAUCUUAAUCUGUUUCAUAUUUGGUAGAUUUAGAAAUGCUGCCAUGUUUUUUUCUUGAAAGAAGUUCUAGAGAGUGACCUUAUGAACAUUCGUGACCUUCUGCCUCAGUUACUCAAGUGAAUGCCAAGGAUGAAAGCAGUUGUGGUGCCUUGCUCCUCUGUGUUCCCCCAGCCCAAACCAUAGGGGAUCCUGAGACUUUCUGCUCUUUGUAACUUUUCUUUUAUCUGUGCUUAUGUGGCAACUGAAAGGCUGAAUGUCUGACUCUAUCAUACACUGUCAUCUCCUUUGUGGAGAUGGGCCCAUCCCAGAUCUCUUUCCAUGCAUAAAUCUUAUCCAUACACCACUCCAUGAUGUGCUGGUUGUUUGUACCUGCACAGAUUUUUUUGAUAGUGAGGCAUUGAUCUUUCCAAACCUAACCCUGCACUCCACCAGGUUUUGAAAAAGCAGAUUGUGCUAAAUGUCCACACACCCCAGAAGAAAAAAAUUAGCAGAAAGUCACAUGGGACUUUCUGAGUUAUGGCUGUCCAUUUUUAGAUGCAGUUUACCUAUAACAGCCAUUGGAGAUGAUGGGUUAUAUGUGAGAAUAUCCCAGAGCUAUCUAGCUUGGUUCUUUGCACGUCAGCUCCCUUUAUGUCACCUAGUAGUGUUUAUCUAGCACCUUAUUAUUGAGAAUAAUGGGGAUCUGUCUAUCUAUCUAUCUAUCUAUCUAUCUAUCUAUCUAUCUAUCUAUCUAUCUAUCUAUCUAUCUACCUACCUACCUACCUACCUACCUACCUACCUAACCUACCCACCUACCUACCUACCUAACCUACCCACCUACCUACCCACCUAACCUACCCACCCAGAGCUGGUGCUGGUGUUCCAACUCAACUUCCUAUCAUUGUUUUCACCAAGUAAAUUUCCUGAGGGUCACAAUAUGGUCCAUUGAUCUUUGUUGAGUUGCACAAGACACUUUUUUCUGGUUUUGCAAAGCACCAUGUUGACCAGCCCCAAAAAGUCCAAUCGAGCAGUAUUUUAAGUCAAACCUGUGAGCCUCUCCAGUUUCUUGACUUCUUUUAUGUAGGACUGUCUGAUUUCUGUGCAUUAGAAGAGCCAACUGUGAAGCUGUUUCCAUUUGGUGUGCACUGAUUGCCCACCUUUGUUGUUUUCCUUAACCUAGAAUCGCUAGAGUUGCCAUGACUCAACUACCAGAUAAUUUCACCUGGAUGACUGAGAAUCUUCACAGACUUAGAAUUGCUAGCUUUUCCUGUUUGUAUAGAUCAUCCUGCAUCAUGCAUUUCCUCACAUUAGUUAUGCAUUUACUAAACAAGUCACAUACUUCCUACAAGAAAGAUGUUGUUUCUUAGCAUGUUAAGGGUCUGCCCACCAGCUUGACUGGCAACUCUAAACUGGCCCUGUGUGCCUGAGCUCGAGCAUUUAAAGAAUUGUGCUGUGCAGUUGAAUGGGGCAACAGCCAGAGCUGAUUCUUGCCUUAGUGAUGCCGGGAGAGGCACCAUGACUAGAACUUUAAAAUUGAGUAAAGCUGGUUAAUAAAAUGAGCUGGUGUCCUGCCCAGGGUUUGUUUCCUGCCUGGCGCCCUGUGUUGGCUGGGAUUGGCUCCAGCAGACCCCUUUGACCCCGUAGUUUGGAUAUAGGGGGUUGGAUAAUGGAUGGAUGGAUGAUAAAAUGAUAACCAGCCCAAAAAAAGGUCCCAGUGUUUCCAAAGAGUCCAAUUAAGCCAACCCAUAAGAUGAUGAUUUUAUGUUUGGAGAGUCAUUCUUUAGAGGUGCAAGUCGCCACUCUGUAGUUUGCUCUCUUGGUGUCUGCAGGCACAUUGAAGGUGGACAUUGUGUCUCUACUGGAUGUACCCGGUGAAAGUGUCUUUCUGCUUGCUGCUAAUAAUUUCUGUUUUUUAUCAGUUGAAGAAAUCAGAGCACACUAAAGAGAAUCUGUAAAAUUGAGACAUGCAAACUUCAGUUGGUUGGGCUACCAUUAAUAAAAUUGUGAACCUAAAAUCGUGGUCAAAGUGCAUAGUUGGUAAACUGACAUUCCUAAGAAUUCUUUUUAUUGACAAUCUUACUUUUAUUGUUUUAAGUAAAAAGCAGACAGUAUUCUGUCCACCUUUUGUUUGGAAUAUUAUCAAUUGACAGGUGCAUAGUGAGACAUUGCAAAGGGAAAGCAUCCUUGCAAGCCUAAAGCAAUGCAGAAUAAUAAUAAUUCAUUUUAUUUAUUCAUAGACGCCUUUCUAAACACUCAAGGACACUGAACAAUAUAUAAAA